This is a messenger RNA of Spinacia oleracea (spinach), 372 nucleotides long. RefSeq lists its product as uncharacterized. Gene Ontology annotation, molecular function: RNA-DNA hybrid ribonuclease activity; nucleic acid binding. The record is from RefSeq and is a predicted model, not a curated record. NCBI's taxonomy places the organism in Eukaryota, Viridiplantae, Streptophyta, Magnoliopsida, Caryophyllales, Amaranthaceae. The coding region runs from base 1 to 372 and encodes 123 amino acids. The transcript is spliced from 2 exons.
AUGAACUCGGACGGGGCAGCGAAGGGCUCACCAGGCAGUGCAGGGGGAGGCGUGGUUAUUCAUGAUCACAGGGGUGUUUGUGUUUUAGUCUCAGCUCUCGCGGCUAAUUUUGGAAGGUGUCAUUCCUUUAGGGCUCAAAUAACGACACUGGAUCAAGGACGGGAGCGUGCUCGUGACCUCCAAAUAACAAGUUGGGAAGUCAAGGUGGUUCAUGUUUAUCGUCAAGGUAAUCGCGUGGCAGAUUGGCUUGCUAAUCAUGGCAUGACUCAACCUCAAAGGACUUUGGUUCUUGAGGAUAUUCCUAUAACUCUUACUAGAAUUUUAGAUGAGGACAAUAGAGAUGUAGCUUUUCCACGCUUUAUUCCUCAUUAG